Saccharomyces eubayanus is the source of this 2454-nucleotide messenger RNA. It is a transcript of the gene PMT1, whose product is annotated as dolichyl-phosphate-mannose-protein mannosyltransferase PMT1. Gene Ontology annotation, cellular component: membrane; endoplasmic reticulum. Gene Ontology annotation, molecular function: dolichyl-phosphate-mannose-protein mannosyltransferase activity. The transcript has a single exon. Lineage: Eukaryota; Fungi; Ascomycota; Saccharomycetes; Saccharomycetales; Saccharomycetaceae. Gene Ontology annotation, biological process: protein O-linked glycosylation via mannose. Bases 1 to 2454 code for a protein of 817 amino acids. The record is from RefSeq and is a predicted model, not a curated record.
AUGUCGGAACAAAAAACGUACAAGCGUGUGGAGCAGGACGAUCCCGUGCCCGAACUGGACAUCAAGCAGGGACCCGUGAGAUCCUAUAUCGUUACUGACCCGAGCGCCAAAUUGGCCUCGUUGCGGUCCAUGGUUACCGUGAAGGAGAAAUUGAUCGUGGCGUGUCUGGCCAUCUUUACAGCGAUUGUCAGGCUGCAUGGUCUGGCUUGGCCAGACAGUGUGGUGUUUGAUGAAGUGCAUUUUGGCGGUUUUGCCUCGCAAUACAUUAAGGGCACCUACUUUAUGGAUGUGCAUCCUCCCUUGGCUAAGAUGUUGUAUGCUGGUGUGGCAUCGCUCGGUGGGUUCCAGGGCGAUUUCGAUUUCGAAAACAUUGGUGAUAGCUUCCCAUCUACCACGCCAUACGUGUUAAUGAGAUUUUUCUCAGCCUCUUUGGGGGCCCUCACUGUGAUUUUGAUGUACUUGACUUUACGUUACUCCGGUGUUCGUAUGUGGGUUGCGUUGAUCAGCGCACUCUGCUUUGCCGUUGAAAACUCCUAUGUCACCAUCUCUCGUUAUAUUCUAUUGGAUGCUCCGUUGAUGUUUUUCAUUGCUGCUGCCGUGUAUUCUUUCAAGAAGUACGAAAUGUACCCCGCCAACUCGUGGAAUGCCUACAAGUCUUUGUUGGCUACAGGUAUUGCCCUCGGUAUGGCUUCUUCAGCCAAGUGGGUUGGUUUUUUCACCGUUGCGUGGGUGGGCCUGCUAUGUAUUUGGAAACUAUGGUUCAUGAUCGGAGAUCUGACCAAAUCCUCCAAAUCCAUCUUUAAAGUAGCAUUCGCCAAAUUGGCCUUCUUAUUGGGUGUUCCCUUUGCCCUAUAUCUGGUUUUCUUUUAUGUCCAUUUCCAAUCGCUAUACUUGGACGGUGAUGGGGCAAGCUUUUUCUCGCCUGAAUUCAGAUCUACACUAAAGGACAACAACAUCCCACACGACGUCGUUGCUAAUGUCGGGAUCGGUUCCACUGUCAGUUUGCGCCAUCUUUCUACCAUGGGCGGUUACCUACAUUCCCAUUCGCAUAAUUACCCAGCCGGUUCAGAACAACAACAAAUCACUUUAUAUCCUCACAUGGAUGCCAACAAUGAAUGGUUGUUAGAACUGUACAACGUGCCUGGUGAAUCUUUAGUGACCUUCGAAAAUGUAACCGAUGGCACAAAGGUCAGACUAUUCCAUUCUAUUACUCAUUGUAGAUUGCAUUCCCACGACCACAAACCACCUGUUUCAGAGAGCAGCGAUUGGCAAAAGGAAGUCUCCUGUUAUGGUUAUAGCGGAUUCGACGGUGAUUCCAACGAUGACUGGGUAGUUGAGAUUGAUAAGAAGAACUCAGCUCCCGGUAUUGCUCAAGAACAAGUGAGAGCUUUGGAAACUAAGUUCAGACUGAGACAUGCCAUGACCGGUUGCUAUUUGUUCUCUCACGAAGUCAAAUUGCCAGCUUGGGGGUUUGAACAACAAGAAGUUACCUGUGCCUCCUCUGGUAGACAUGAUUUGACACUUUGGUACGUUGAAAACAACAGCAACCCAUUAUUGCCAGAAGACACCGAGCGUAUCUCUUACAAGCCAGCCAACUUCAUCUCCAAAUUUAUUGAAUCCCAUAAAAAGAUGUGGCACAUCAAUAAGAACCUGGUCGAUUCCCACGUCUAUGAAUCACAACCAACUUCAUGGCCAUUCUUAUUGCGUGGUAUUAGUUACUGGGGCGAAAAUAACAGAACCGUUUAUCUCCUGGGUAAUGCCGUAGUAUGGUGGGCUGUGACAGCCUUCAUCGGUAUCUUUGGGUUGAUUGUUAUGACUGAAUUGUUCUCGUGGCAAUUGGGCAAGCCAAUCUUGCAAGAUUCGAAGGUUGUUAACUUCCAUGUUCAAGUCAUCCAUUAUUUGUUGGGUUUCGCCAUCCAUUACGCGCCAUCCUUCUUAAUGCAACGUCAAAUGUUCUUACACCAUUACUUGCCUGCUUACUACUUCGGUAUCCUUGCCCUAGGCCAUGCCUUGGAUAUAAUAGUCAGUUAUGUCUUCCGUAACAAAGGACAAAUGGGCUAUGCUGUAUUGGUCACCUUCUUUGCUGCUUCUGUAUAUUUUUUCAAGAGUUACAGCCCACUUAUCUAUGGUACUCCAUGGACUCAAGAACUGUGUCAAAAAUCGCAGUGGUUGUCUGGUUGGGAUUACGGCUGUAAUUCCUACCUCUCUACAUUUGAAGAAUACAAAAAUCAAACUUUAACAAGCCGUGACUCCCAACCUGCCGCUACUAGUACGAUUGAAGAAAUUACUAUAGAGGAAAAUGGUCCAUCAUAUGAAGACCUCAUGAACGAAGAAGGUAAAAAAAUCUUCAAAGACACCGAAGGUAAUGAGUUAGAUCCUGAAGUUGUCAAAAAGAUGUUGGAAGAAGAUGGUGCUAACAUAUUGAAAGUAGAAAAGAGAGCUGUCUUGGAAUAA